Heterobasidion irregulare TC 32-1 is the source of this 1450-nucleotide messenger RNA. RefSeq lists its product as uncharacterized. The record is from RefSeq and is a predicted model, not a curated record. The transcript has 6 exons. Bases 984 to 1367 code for a protein of 127 amino acids. NCBI's taxonomy places the organism in Eukaryota, Fungi, Basidiomycota, Agaricomycetes, Russulales, Bondarzewiaceae.
CGCUGCACAUUGCUUCCUCGAGGUUGAGCAUAUGCCAGCAUGAUGCAAAAGGUCCACAUAAAGCGUGGCCUCUGAGAUCCUGGCUUCGAUAGACCCGAAUACAUCACGGUGGAAGAUGACAGCCUCCCUCGACUUCCACCUCUUGAGCAAAGCGGACGAAUACGAGCCAGCUCGCGUAGAACUGCUCGAGACGGCAGAACUCGAAAGCCAUGGAACGCUGUGGGAAAUGACCAUGUCUCACCAAUCCGACCGCUUAUAUUUAUAUUCUGAGGAACAAGUCGACCUAUCAAAAUACCGGGCCGAGAUGGGUACAGCAAGUCAAUCCACUGCUGAGCAGGGCGUACGGAAAGCGAACUCAUAGAUCCCCUGUACUGCAGGGAGAAAGGGAAGAGGAAAAAGACGAGGAAGAGUAAAAUCAAGACAGAAUAUGGCAGUACUCGUCGCCGAUCGGCAUGCGCUCACAAUGAACCCGACCAAUCUCGUAGACGCACGCUCGACGCUCGCGUGCAUAGUCACGUGAAUGCUGCAGCCCCGAUCUCUCAGCGCUCCUCCUUGCCCCCUCCCCCCCGCGCUAUCAUCUGGAUGUGGCCCCGGUUCUGCUGUCCCCAGAGUGUUUAAUCGUUGAAAAGGCGAUGCGGCUGAUGAGCAGCGCUGAGCGAAUGAUCACGAAUGAGAAAAAAACAUCUCGUGCGAAGCUGCUAUGGGUCGCACGCCGUGGACAGACCCCGAUGCUCAUAGUAAGUCUGGUGGAGGCAGCGGGAAACGUCAUGAAUCAAGUGUCGCGGUGCUCGGGACUGACGAGCGGCACCUAAUUCUGGACGCCAAUCGGCUGGUAUUGGCAUUCGCGCUCCUUCUCCCACGAUCCUAUCAUGGGCGUACACGCGGCUGCUAAGGAAGAUGAAAGUAUAUCAACUCCAUUCCAUGAUUACGAGGAGUGAAAAGAUAAAGCAAAUAUACCAAAUUCGGUAGAGUUGUGAAUUGUUAUGGAGAAAAUAAAGAAAGAAGAAUCACGAACAAAACGCAACAAACAAACAUCCAUCGGCCUCAAAGCCGGGCGUACAGCCGGACAAAACAAGGUAGCAGCGAGAGGACGAGGGAAACACGCCUGUUCGGUAGCACUGUUACAACGAGAUCUCCAGGCGGUGAGUGAUCCUUUCUUCUUACUGAGCCGCGACGUCCUGGGCGAGUGCGCACGUCGAGCCAACGGGGUAUCUCUCGACGAGCGUCGUUGCGCACGCAAGGCACCACCCGAACCGCAAGAGGUUGAUCUCUGCUGCCGUGUAAUGGCGGAAUCACUUGGGCAUCGAGAAGGGGACAAUCAGUACGUGCGACGAUGGGACAUGGGUUGGCCGAUGGACGUGUGUUGACCUUCAGGAACACGACAGUCCAUUGAAAGUUUCGAUGACGAGAGCUUCGCAUGGGCGGUACAGGUCGUAUGAUCUACGUCUGC